CAACUUUGAAGAUGUAACACAACGAAAUAUAUUAACAAGCAACAGUUUUUAUCAAAUUAAAUUACACCAGACAGAAGAAAAUUUACGGAGAAUAAAAGAAGAAGAAUCGAGACGUCGAAAAAUGUUGAAUGAUAAAUGGAAAGAUUUGCACAAGAAGGAGAAUGAUCUCAAGAAAUCAUUCAUAGAAUUUGAUGAGUUUAUAAUACAAAAUGAAGAAAAAAGGAAGAGGGCAACCGAAAAAAUAAGUAAAGCUAAAUUACUUUUAACAGAAAAAUCUCAGCAAAUCGAAGAGUUGGAAAAAAAAUAUGAUCAGUGCAAAGAACUCAAAGAAAUACUAGAUAAUGAUAUCAAAAAUCACUCAUAUAUUGAGAAGUACUUGUUAUCAGUUGUUAAUAAAAACCAUAAGAAGUUUUCCACCAUUGAAGACUUAUUGAAGAGAUUCGAUGCAUUACUUGAGGCUAGACAAAUUUUAUCUAAUGUAUUUGAGCGAUAUUUGACUCAAAUGGAAGAGACCAAAGAUGCGGUGAAUAAAAUGGUGAUGGUGAAAUGUGUUGAAAUCGCUGGUUUGAGAAACACUUUGACAGAUCUUCAUAACCGUUUUGAAACCGCUCGACAAUCUUGCGCCAAUUGGGAGCAAUAUCAUCAUAAAAUAGUCCUUGAAGCUAUGACCAAAGUUAUGGAAAUUCAGUCUGUGAAAGAUUCUAUAUGGCAAAUAUAUGAAGAUAUAUGCAUAAGAAAAGGUGUGGAAACAGUUUAUAGAGGAAAUUAUGCUAAACAAUUGGAGAUUAUUAAAAAAGCUUUAUUGAAAUUUAAUCUAGUUAAUAAAAUGGCUAAGGCAUUGGAAGUUCCUAGUGAUAAUGCUUCUUCAACUGAUAGUAUCGUUGUGAGCGUUGUUAAGAAAGUGUCAAAAAAACUUGGAGAUAAGUCUAAGAGCUUUGCUCGACAGCGUGAGAAAAACAAACGACAAGAAAGUACAUCCGAUUUGAGGGUUCUCCAGAAUUUGUUUGCUAAUGCACCUUCCACUCAAAAAAUACUAAUAGGAAAUUUGGACAAAAGAACACAGCAACAUUCAAUUGAAGAAAAUGGUAGGCAAAGUUAUGGACAUGGUAGUAGUAGUGACAGUUAUUUGGGGAAUUUAGAAAAUCAUAUUCACGAACAACAACUUGGACACUCAUCGACAUUUAUUUUAGAUAGACAUAGUAGUGAAUAUCUUAGUAGACGUAAAUCAUUGAUAGAUUUCGAGGAAGAAACGCUUGACGAAAUUCCGAACAAAUUGUUAUUGAAUUUGAAAGAAAAAAAUUCUAAAAUUCAACGCCGUUUCAGUACUUCCAGCUAAUCAAAAGAUAAAUUUCAAAAUUGGUGCAUAUUUAAUGGAAUUCACAUAUUGGGGUAAACACUAAUCAAUAAUAUAUGCGCCGUUCUGAUCCAUCCAUGACAUUCUGUCGCUUUUCAAAUAAAACCUCAAUUCAGUUAUUGGAGAACUUCUGAGACGACAAACUAAGCCAAGUUUGAAGGCGUCUUUAAACCAUUAAGAGAAUUUUGUAGAGGCCUGAAAAGUUAUUAACUAUUAAUAUUAAUCAAUUCUUAUCGUUUUUUAUACCACAUGCUUCAAUUACAUCAGUAAUAAUAAUCAUUUAUCGUCUUCAUAGACUGAAGGAAAACUCGGAGUAAUUAUGUGUAUGGUGUAGUGGUAGGGUAAAUAGUGAGUUCACUACCAACAACAACGGUUCCAGAAAAUUCAACUUAGUAAUUGUGAGUGUUGAUAUAGUGGUAGUGUUAACAGUUUUUGCUUAUGUUAGCUGUUUUUUUGGUUUUGGAUACAUUUUUACUCAUGAUUUUUCACAAUACAUCUCAUUACACCUUACAGAUAGUGCCAAUACUAACCAAAAUGAAAGAAAAUAGAUUUUACAAAAAACAAACUAUUUUCUAUUUUAAAUUUGGAUUGUGUCGUUUCCGAAAUCUACUUUUUGUCAACUAACUCGAUCCAUUUAUUGAAACCAUAUUUCAUAGUUUCAAGGUGAUUGCUAAUAUAUAAUAAAACAAUAAAUAGUACCAAAUGAGGACUCUAUACAUCAAUGAAUAAUAUUACUUGUUGAACAAACAUUGAUACUCCUAUUUCAAAUUAACAAAACUUUUGUAAAAUACAAUGAUUUUUAGAAUUA
Molecule: messenger RNA, 2162 nt
Organism: Diorhabda carinulata
Lineage: Eukaryota; Metazoa; Arthropoda; Insecta; Coleoptera; Chrysomelidae
Product: coiled-coil domain-containing protein 42-like
Exons: 4
Coding region: 122-1336 (404 amino acids)
Source: RefSeq, a predicted model, not a curated record